AUUGACGCGCUUACUCACGCAUUCUUACUGAACAUAACCAGACCUUACCACAUGACCCUUUCUCUAUAACGGUUCGGCACCAAAACUCGACGGUGGUUGUAUUCAAAUUCGAAAUCCGUCCGAAUUCAUACCUAGAAACACUGAGCCACCGCACAAACACAACACAAUGGUACACUCAUGCAGCUCUUCCUUUUCCACAAUGCCAUCUAUGAGGACAUCUUCUGAGGUGUCCCACGAAGAUGGCGUGGAUCACUUCGCCGACUUUGAUGGCACUCAUACCCCCCAAGAAGAUGGAGAAAGUUGUGAGAGUUUCGAAGAUGGACCCUCGUACACUACAUCGGAGAAUGAGAACAGUCACUGUGACCAGCAAGUGAACCAGAGUGAGCGGCAACAUCAAGAUGGAAACAGGAUCAGUGAUCAACGGAAUUGGAUAAGGAGAAUAUGGGUGUGGCUGAAGAAGAUUACCGACACAUUCUUGGCGCGCACAUUUCGUCUGGUACUCCACCAUGGAGGUGGCUGAUGGUUCAGGGGGCCGGAGCCAGUCUUGGGAGCAGGGUGAUUGGGAAUAUCCUAAUCGAUCUUUGAACAAGUCAGAACGACCUUGGUGCCGAAAAGAUAUCAAGACCCUUGGGAAAUUGGACAAAUGACAACGCAGCAACAGUGAGAUGAGAAUGACGACAUGAGGCUGAUUGUGCCAAGCCUGCGGAGCGGUCUCUUUCGCUUUUAGAAACAAAACUUAUGAGAUGAGUUCCGCUGCAGAUUGUCGAUAU
Molecule: messenger RNA, 770 nt
Organism: Bipolaris sorokiniana ND90Pr
Lineage: Eukaryota; Fungi; Ascomycota; Dothideomycetes; Pleosporales; Pleosporaceae
Exons: 1
Coding region: 200-520 (106 amino acids)
Source: RefSeq, a predicted model, not a curated record